AAUGGCAACUAGAUCAUUACUUGACCGUUUUAUGAGCUCAUAUGGAAUUGGGAUGACUUUUGGUGUAUUUGGUGCAAUGUCUUGGCAUCAUUUAAAUCGUUAUCAAUUUCAUCAUAUUAAUAAAAAAAUGGAAGAAGAUUACAGAGAAAAUGGUUAUCCUAAAUAUUUAAAAAAAGAAUUACGAGCAAAGUGGGCGGAAAUACGCCGUAAAGAAAUACUGCAACAAUUAAAGAUGUGUGGGUAUGUUUUGGGGGUUGCUGGAAUGAUGGCGAUUAUUAUUAGAAUUUCUCGAAGAACAUUUCGACAAAUUCCUUCCCCAACAAAAGAAAAUCGUUUACCAAUUAGUGAUACAACAGCAGCAUUCGUUUUUGGUGCUUUGUUAAUUAAUGGCCCAUAUUUCCUUUUUGAUUUUUGGGAAGGGGAAAGAAUUGCUAAAUGGAAGGCUGGAAAUGAAGAAAAAGGCAAAAUUAAAAAUAAUUAG
Meloidogyne enterolobii is the source of this 481-nucleotide messenger RNA. NCBI's taxonomy places the organism in Eukaryota, Metazoa, Nematoda, Chromadorea, Rhabditida, Meloidogynidae. The record is from the annotation of a GenBank genome assembly.